Messenger RNA from Aplysia californica (California sea hare), 396 nucleotides. RefSeq names its product glutathione S-transferase. The record is from RefSeq and is a predicted model, not a curated record. NCBI's taxonomy places the organism in Eukaryota, Metazoa, Mollusca, Gastropoda, Aplysiida, Aplysiidae. Gene Ontology annotation, molecular function: glutathione transferase activity. Gene Ontology annotation, biological process: glutathione metabolic process.
GCUUCUAUGGGGAGACGAACCUGGACCGACUUUCCCUGGACGAGGUCAACCACGCAGCCAAUGACCUGUUCAGGCUCGCGUGGGCAGCAAUUCAAACUUCUGACAACGAUGAAAAGAAACAAAUGGUGGACAGCCUGGCGGACAAAGUCCCUUCUUACCUUCAGUACUUCGAGGACACGCUUGAGGCCAGCAACACCGACUUCUUCCUAGGCUCAAACAUCACAGUGUCUGACAUCUGUGUCUACGACAUCCUGUGGCGACUCCAGGUGCGCGGUUUGGCGUCGGUGGAGAAUUUUCCCAAAGUGGACUAUCUCAUGAGUCUGGUGGAGCAGCGACUGGCUAAUGUAAACUUCAAGAGAGGAGAACCACUCUACUGAUGGCCACAAAGGCGAAAAU